GGAUGUGUAUUUAACUUCGCGCAGCUUACUGGUGACCUCACUGUCAGAUUACAGACUUCGCUGACUUUCUGUUAAUUCAGAUGAAAUGUAACUUUUUUUUGUUUGUUUUUUGUUCCUAUUUCUCGGUCUGGUCCCGGGAACCAGCAGUCCUCCAUCGGAGCCGCUGACUGACGCACUGCGCUCCCAGCAGGGAUGUGUGCGUGGAGGCGGCUGCACGGAAGCGUGCGGACCCUCCGUGGAUCUCUCCUCCGUGGGUGUCUCAGCUCCACAGCGGCGACACGGCGGCAGCCAGGCCGGUGUGGAGGUCUGACUCUCUGCCAGAGGCUGAGCACAGGUGGAGCCUUACGGAACGACUUCUUCAAAGAUCUGGAAGACCAGCUGGCGGCGAUGAGGAAGAAGGCGGCGGACGCUCUGCCGGGUAGCAGCUGGAUGCCCUUCGAGAUCAACCCCAACCUCCCUCCUGAGACGGCGGACAUCGUGAUCGUCGGAGGCGGCGUGGUGGGCUGGUCCAUCGCCUACUGGCUGAAGCAGAAGGAGAGGCUCCCCAGAGGGAUGCGGGUCCUUGUUGUGGAGAGGGACCCAUCGUAUUCCCGGGCCUCGACGGUGCUGUCCGUCGGCGGGAUCCGCCAGCAGUUCUCCUUACCCGAGAACAUCUACCUCUCCUUGGCCUCUGCGGACUUCAUGAGGAACAUCAACGAGCAUCUCAGCGUCAUGAAUGAAGACCCCGUGGAUCUGCAGUUCAACCAUUCGGGGUACCUCUUCUUAGCCAGCGAGGAGGUGGCUCACAUCAUGGAGGAGAACUACAACACACAAAGGUUGGCUGGAGCCAAAGUCUCCCUCCUAUCUCCACAACGAGUGAAGGAGAACUUUCCAUGGAUAAACACAGAGGGGGUAGCGCUCGCUUCAUACGGGCUGGAGAACGAGGGCUGGUUCGAUCCUUGGAGUCUCCUGAACGCCUUCAGGAGGAAGGCCAUCUCUCUGGGGGCCAUUCAGUGCUUCGGGGAAGUCACAGAUUUUAAGUAUACGACACAUAUAAGGACAACAGCCGAUGAGGAACAACUGGAAACGAGGAGAAUAAAAUCUGUCAAAGUGCAGAUGCCGAACAGCAUGGAGUACCAGCCGGUGGAGUGUGCCAUUGUGGUGAACGCAGCCGGAGCCUAUUCUGGCAAACUGGCAGAGAUGUUGGGAAUCGGCCGAGGCCCCCAAGACUCCAUCUAUGGAUUGCCCGUCCCUGUAGAGCCUCGGAAGAGAUACGUGUAUGUGGUUCACUGUCCUGAUGGUCCAGGUCUGGAUUGUCCUCUCUUAAUUGACUAUUCCGGUGUGUAUUUCCGGAGAGAGGGCUUAGGAGGAAACUACAUCUCUGGAAUAUCGCCCGAGGAGGCCGAGGAGCCAGACACCAGCAACCUUGAGGUGGACCAUCAGUUUUUUGAGGACAAGGUUUGGCCCAAAUUGGCCCAUAGAGUACCAGCUUUUGAGAAGCUUAAGGUGACCAGCGCCUGGGCGGGUUUCUACGACUACAACACGUUCGACCAGAACGGCAUCAUCGGAAUUCAUCCUCUGAUCAGCAACAUGUACUUCGCCACCGGCUUCAGCGGCCACGGCCUGCAGCACUCGCCGGCGGUGGGCCGCGCCGUGGCCGAGCUCAUCCUGGACGGAGGGUUUAAAACGUUGAACCUGAAAAGAAUGAGUUUCAGCCGGAUCUUCGCACAGGAGCCCAUGUUGGAGCAGAACAUCGUGUAACGGGGCUCUGCUGCAAGUGCCAAAGUUCAUCAAGUCUUAUUUUUUUAUUUUUAUUCAGUAUGCCUUAAAAAGGAUGCUGUCGCUUCAGAAAUGUAGUUCUGAACCUGGGAACAUGGUUGUCGAAAUCAGGAAUUAUCAGAUCCUCAAAACAAAAAGUCCAGGGUCCACUUCUGUUUCCACUUUAUUUAUUUUUUCCAGAGUGGAUGGAUCAACGGGUGACGCAUCAAAAAAUAUUUCAGGCAUGUGCAAAAGUCCCAGUUGUAGCUCCGAUUAAUGAAAGUCAGAGCUUCAGUGUGAAACGUUACCGUCUGGUGCAAAAACAGAGCAACUAUUGUUGUUAUUUUAGAAAACUUCUGUCAAAACGCAACUUUUUUUCUGGCUGAAGCUGUUGCGACUCUGAAGUUCAGUUUUAUACGACGGUUAUUGUUCCUGUGACAAUGCCAAUCAGUAGAAAAUAAACAAUUCUGCAGCUUACUUUGAAGUUUUCGACCCGUAUGCACCGAGGAAAAGCGUUAUAUUCUGUCUUAAUUUGGUUUUCUUUAACCAGGGACUCCCAGCAGACAUGCAGCAGCUUUUCUUUCAUUCAGUCCUGAUCAAAAUGACACCAGGGAUUUAAAAUAGACAGAAAAAGUACAUGUUAAUAUGAAACAAUGAAGGGGGAAAAAAAGUAAUCUUUUAGCGAAAUGACCUGCAAAGAUUUUCUCCUUAAACCUAGUCUCCCCACCGAGCCUUUUACUCUGGCUGUCUGCUGUGUUUGCUCUUUGAGGCACUAAUUUGGGCUGUUUUGUUUGCUGAAUCUGGGAGGAUUCUCCUCCUGCAGGGGUUCAACAGCAGAGUCCCAAAUGUGACAUAAAAGAGUGAAAUCAGGCCAAUACAACACUAAUAUCAGAAGGUUUUAUAACGGUUAAGGUUUAAGAGAUUUAAAAAGUUACUCCAGAUGUUCUGGAAAUGUGACACAGAUGAUAGUUACCGA
Fundulus heteroclitus (mummichog) is the source of this 2713-nucleotide messenger RNA. RefSeq names its product FAD-dependent oxidoreductase domain containing 1 (gene foxred1). Gene Ontology annotation, cellular component: cytoplasm. Lineage: Eukaryota; Metazoa; Chordata; Actinopteri; Cyprinodontiformes; Fundulidae. The record is from RefSeq and is a predicted model, not a curated record. The coding region runs from base 193 to 1740 and encodes 515 amino acids. Gene Ontology annotation, molecular function: oxidoreductase activity. The transcript has 11 exons.